AUGUUCGGAACAUAUUUGGGCGGUAGAGCUGGAGCGGCAGUUCGCUCUUGUGGCUCGAGGUUUCCAACUAUGCCUUUGAGAGCUAAGGUUAUCAAUCCUGCAUUCGCGGGGAGAGCACAGAUGGCGACAGCCCCAGAUACCCCUUCAUACGCCCAGGCAGAAGUCAUCAAGGAGCUGGAAAGUGACGAGAAGGAAGAUGUUCUAUUCAAUUCUUUAUAUGGCGUGAGGACGAUCGAGCUCAACAGACCCCAAAAGUUACAUUCCCUCAAUGGAUCGAUGAUUCGAAAAAUCGUGCCAAGAUUACAAGAAUGGUCAAAAUCAGACAUGGCGAAUGUGAUCAUUAUUAAAGGAUCUGGACCCAAGGCUUUCUGCGCUGGUGGGGAUGUGGCAGCGCUCGCCGAGGAUAACACAAAAGGCGAAGAAGGACAAGCUCGAUCAACAGAUUACUUUGCUCUCGAAUAUAAACUCGAUCAUCUUAUUGCAACUUAUCAGAAACCCUAUGUUGCUUUUAUGGACGGUAUUACAAUGGGUGGUGGAGUUGGAUUAAGUAUACACGCACCAUUUCGGAUAGCCACUGAGAGGACGCUAUUUGCUAUGCCCGAAACUACAAUUGGAUUCUUCCCCGAUGUUGGAGCUUCGUUCUUUCUACCCAGGAUGGCGGGGUCUGUUGGAACAUACCUUGCCUUGACUAGUGACCGAUUGAAGGGCGUUAAUGCAUUUUAUUCUGGAAUCGCUACACAUUACAUUCAUUCGACUUCUUUACCGGCUUUAGAGAAACGUUUGGCGGAAUUACGAUUUAAGGAUUUCGAAACUUUGGCGCAGCGAGCACAAUUGAUCAAUAGCACAAUUGAGGAAUACUGCACGGGACUGCCUCAUGACGAACCAAUGCUUAUCAGUGGCGAAUUGCGAAAGGCUAUCGAUCGCCACUUCAGUAAAUCAAGCGUUCCUGAAAUCAUUGCCGGUAUUAAGGCCGAGAUUGACGUUUUGAAGGCUGAAGCGGAGGAGACCGGGUUGGAAAGCCCACUCCAAGCAUGGCUUGAAAAGACUCUUGCUACCUUGCACCAGAGAUCACCUACGAGCGUUCAUGUAGCACUACGUCAAAUGCGCAUUGGCAAAGAUUGGUCGAUUACCGAGACGUUCCAAAGAGAAUACCAAAUUGCCGCUAAAUUUAUGCGUCAUCAGGAUUUCACGGAAGGCAUACAUUCAUUACUUAUUCGCAAAGAUAAGAACCCUCAAUGGAAACCCAAAACUUUGGAAGAUAUCAGCCCAGAGGACGAAAUCGCGAACCCAUUCUUUGAAGUUGAAGGAUCACAAAGGAUAAAAUUACUAAGCGAUCGGGAUUAUUAUGAGUAUCCAUUCCAAUUUGGAGUUCCAAGAGAAAGUGAAGUUGAGAAGGUUGUGAGACAAGGCGGAAAGUCGGCGUUCCAAGUCGUCAAUCACUUCCUUCAAGCAACGGAAGGAAAACAGGGUGUGAAGGAAGUGGUGACGGAGAUCAUCGAAAGAAAGACCACAAAGAGUGGGCAAGGAUUUCUUGAAUGGGAACGAGAUCAAAUCUCAAGUCCUAAAUCGUCAGAGUGA
Botrytis fragariae is the source of this 1578-nucleotide messenger RNA. RefSeq names its product putative 3-hydroxyisobutyryl- hydrolase protein. The transcript has 2 exons. The record is from RefSeq and is a predicted model, not a curated record. Gene Ontology annotation, cellular component: mitochondrion. Gene Ontology annotation, biological process: L-valine catabolic process. NCBI's taxonomy places the organism in Eukaryota, Fungi, Ascomycota, Leotiomycetes, Helotiales, Sclerotiniaceae. Gene Ontology annotation, molecular function: 3-hydroxyisobutyryl-CoA hydrolase activity. The coding region runs from base 1 to 1578 and encodes 525 amino acids.